AUGGGUGUGUUUGAGCGCGGUGUCCAGAUGCUGCUGACCACGGUGGGUGCCUUCGCCGCCUUCAGCCUGAUGACCAUUGCUGUGGGGACGGACUACUGGCUCUACUCGCGUGGGGUCUGCAAAAUAAAGACUACUAACGAGAACGAGACCAGCAAGAAGAACGAGGAGGUGAUGACCCAUUCUGGCCUGUGGAGGACCUGCUGUCUGGAAGGUGCGGUUCGGGCCUCCAGUAUUUUCCCCAUCCUCAGUGUCAUCCUGCUGUUCGUGGGUGGCCUCUGUGUCGCCGCCAGCGAGUUCGACAAGUCUCGACACAACAUCAUCCUCAGCGCAGGAAUCUUCUUCGUAUCCGCAGGUCUGAGUAACAUCAUCGGGAUAAUCGUGUACAUAUCAGCCAACGCGGGUGACCCGUCCAAGAGCGACUCGAAGAAGAACAGCUACUCGUACGGCUGGAGCUUUUACUUCAGCGCGCUGUCCUUCAUCAUGGCGGAGAUGGUGGGCGUUCUGGCCGUUCACAUGUUCAUCGACCGGCACCGGGAGCUACGCGUGGCUCGCGCUCAGACCGGCGGAGGAGGAGACUAUCUGCAGGGAUCCGCCAUCAGCAGAAUCCCAAGCUACCGCUACCGUUACCGGCGCAGCUCGCGCUCCUCCAGCCGCUCCACCGAGCCCUCGCACUCACGCGACGCUUCACCCGUGGGACUCAAGGCGUUCGGAGCGCUGCCCUCCACCGAUAUCUCCAUGUACGCGCUGAAGACUCCACACGGCACGCCACCGAUGUACGACUCCGAGAGAGAGCCGGACUUCCUACAGGUGCACAACUGCAUCCAGAAAGACUCCAAAGACGCCAAUCGUCGCACCACACCUGUAUGAGACUACAGGUGCGGUGUCUGUGCUGCCUCCUACAGGUGAGGAGGAGAAUCACUCCACCCACAGACCCACUGACUGAUUUCUAACACUAAUGAUGAUGAGUUUACACGUUGAAGUCCAAAAUGGAAAAGUGAAAUGCAUGUUUUUCGUAUCUUCCAUAAACGAACAAGUUUUCAACCACGUGAUGAAUCAGAGCUGAUGACGACGGCUUUUGGACUGAAAGCUCUUUUCGUUGGUGUUCAUUUCAUUUUGUUGCACAUAAAUACUGUGAACCUUUGUGGCCCCUGUGAGCCCAGGGAAAACAAUCCCACAAACUGGCCGCGAUUUAUAUGUCAUUAUAAACGUAUUAAUGAUACAUGACUAUAUAUAUAUAUAUAUAUAUAUAUAUAUAUAUAUAUAUGAAAAGAUACAUACAUAAAUAUAUGAACAUCUGUUAAUAGACCACACAUAGACUUCUUGAUUCAAGAAGACGCAAAAAA
Molecule: messenger RNA, 1343 nt
Organism: Sinocyclocheilus grahami
Lineage: Eukaryota; Metazoa; Chordata; Actinopteri; Cypriniformes; Cyprinidae
Product: voltage-dependent calcium channel gamma-2 subunit-like
Exons: 3
Coding region: 1-867 (288 amino acids)
Biological process (GO): regulation of AMPA receptor activity; neurotransmitter receptor internalization; transmission of nerve impulse
Cellular component (GO): AMPA glutamate receptor complex; postsynaptic density membrane
Molecular function (GO): channel regulator activity; voltage-gated calcium channel activity
Source: RefSeq, a predicted model, not a curated record